UUCACCGGAGGCAGGGCACAGCAUCCAGUAGUACGACAGUAGCGAAGUUCGCAGCACGAUAGAAUUAUUUUUUUCAAUUCUAUUUUCAAUUUUAUCGAGUCUCGUGCGAUCGGCGAGAUACAUAUUUCGGAAAUGAAAGAUACUCUGUCUUUCGUUUUGGUUUUAUUAAUUGCUACCACUUCUUUGAACCGUGGUGAAAAGAUAAAAUUACCGAACAACAAUAAACGGUAUGUGGGUUUCCUCAACGUACCACGCAACGGACGAUCACCUGGGAUGACAGGAUACGCAAGGACAGAUCGAGCUUCCGGUCUGAUGCCGUUUCCCCGCAUCGGUCGUUCGGACCCAUCGGAUUACGACGUCGUACUUGAUUUAAAUUACGAUGAUAUGUCCCAUGAGGUGAAACGGCAGGGUCUGAUACCUUUCCCACGUGUAGGCCGGUCUCGCGACGUUUCCUCGUCACCCUACGGGAACGAGUUGGUCAAAGUAGCGAAGGUCAAGCGUACAGGUGACGCCGUCCCCAACGGUGGAAUGUGGUUCGGACCUCGCCUGGGUCGACUCCACAGACGCGCGGAUGAUCCGCAACCGGACGAUCAGCAGUGGGCGGUAUUCCCCCUACGAGAAUUUCCUGCGCCUGGACCACAAGCGGAUAACUUUACGCCAAGAUUGGGUCGUGAAUCGGACGGAGACGAGACUCAAAGUACCCCGAACACCGGCGGCUACUAGUUUGGCUUAAUUCGACGUAAUCUAAUCUCUCCUAACUUAACGUAAUCUAAUUUAGCCUAUAAGCUAUAUAAUGCCGCGCUGCAGGAUCUGAUGCAAGUUACAUUAUUUGAUUUUUAUUUCAUUUCUUUGCUUUCCCUUUUUUUUCACUCGCAUUUGGUUUUGUCGCGCCAGUGAUCGAAGAAUCGAUCUGGAUUAUCCGGAGAUGUAAUGUUAUAAUAUACGUACAAUGUUUCAUGCUCUAUAGAUACCAGAUAAGACAAUAUUAUUGUUACAAUAUACCUAUCGUUAUACUAGAUUUUGUAUGUAAUCUGGAAUUCUAAUACAUCAUAUGAUUUGAAUCGAUGUUAUUAAUGCACCGAAUUGUAUGUUCAUCCCACGCGUAUUUUCGCUGCACCAAAAACUGUGCACCGCUGGUGCAAUAAUAUGCAUGUUAUAUUGUACAAGUUUAUCACGGCGAGAUGGAAAUUGAUGUUUCAAAUUUAAUCAAACAAUACGACUCACGAGUCAAUCUGAAUAAUUGCGACGAAGAGAGAGGAGAAGAAAACCAAAUGGAAAGAGACAAGAGAGAUCAAUUUAACCGCUUCUAAGAUAUCAUGAAAAUAAUCUGAUUAAAUAAAGUUGCAUGUAUUACGAAAUGAACGAAUCGAUGUUACACGUAUUAAAGUUCGACAAUCUGUAACGAUAAAAAAUACCUAUUGGCAAUCCUUAAUUUUAUAUAAACGUACGAUACACAACUACAA
Molecule: messenger RNA, 1463 nt
Organism: Athalia rosae (coleseed sawfly)
Lineage: Eukaryota; Metazoa; Arthropoda; Insecta; Hymenoptera; Athaliidae
Exons: 4
Coding region: 133-723 (196 amino acids)
Biological process (GO): neuropeptide signaling pathway
Molecular function (GO): neuropeptide hormone activity
Source: RefSeq, a predicted model, not a curated record